AUGUCAAUGGACGCUCAGGAGAGAUAUGCCCGCAUCCAGGCAAAGGAAGAGGAGCUUAAACGUCGUGAGGCCGGCCUUAGAGAGCAGCAACUCGAUAUUGAAGAUGACAGAAAGCCAAAUUGGCCUGUCUGCUGCCCAUUUGUUUAUCACGAUAUUUCCGGAGAAAUCCCAAUUAAGAAUACAGCUGCUUGCAAGGUUGCCUACAUUUUACAAUACGUCUGGGCUUUAACUCUCAUCGUCAAUAUGCUUGCUGCCUUCGGCUCUGGCUCAAUGGCUAAUUAUAGUGUUGCAAAGUACAUCGUAUUCAGCAUCAUCUACACAAUUCUUGGUAUUCCACUCGCUUUCAGAGUCAAUUACAUGAAAUACUACGAACAGUGCAAGAAGGAAGACCUUUCUCUCAGCUGGUUCCUCCUUGAAAUUAUAUUCUUUGGUCUUAACGUUGUUGGCGCUGUUGGUCUUCCAAACUCUGGCCUUUGCGGCGUUCUUUACGCUAUUGAUGCUUUUUCAAAGGGUAAUGGCUAUAUAAAAAUUUUUGGUAUCAUUUCCGCCUGCGCUUGGAUCUUAUCCUCACUCGGCCAGGGCUUCCUCGGCUCAAGAUCCUUCCUUUUGUAUAAGAAUCAAGGAAAGGAUUAA
Messenger RNA from Trichomonas vaginalis G3, 633 nucleotides. Its product is annotated as protein transport. The transcript has a single exon. Gene Ontology annotation, cellular component: recycling endosome membrane; trans-Golgi network membrane. Lineage: Eukaryota; Parabasalia; Trichomonadida; Trichomonadidae. The record is from RefSeq and is a predicted model, not a curated record. Gene Ontology annotation, biological process: protein transport. Bases 1 to 633 code for a protein of 210 amino acids.